AAGAAUGUAUUUCCCACCAUUCCUGCGGACUGAAGACCCUUGAUGGGACCAUGGAUGGGACGGACAAGCCCGGUUGUUAUAGCAACGUAACUGUUAAACAACGAAACGAAACUUCUACAGCGCCACCGAGUGAAUUUGAAGUCUUCCUAAAACAAAACGCAGACUUUUUUUUUUAUUUCUGCACUUUUUUUUGGGCACUUUAUCAUUUUAAGCAUGAUUACUCCGUCUGAUUCCUUGUUGAAGUAUGAUAAUCCGGUAUUAGUGAGCAAAAAUACAGAGAGGAAGUCUCCAAAGAGUCGCCCUUUGAAAGUGAGUCCCCAACAGAUGGUUGACACCGGCCCGGUCCCACCUCCACCCAAACCCAAGAGUCCCUCAGCGGAUGCCAGCAAGCAGCAAACCGAGGAGAUCCUAAAUGCCAUUCUACCACCAAAGCAAUGGAUGGAGAAUAACCAGUUAUGGGUGCAGCCAGUGUCCAGUGCUCCAUGCACACGAAUGGAUGUUAUUCAUUUGCAAGAACAGCUGGACAAAACCCUGCAGGAGAGGCAGGCCAGAGAGACCGGCAUCUGCCCAGUCCGCAGGGAGCUCUACUCUCAGUGCUUUGAUGAGUUAAUCAGACAAGUCACCAUUAACUGUGCCGAGCGGGGCCUCCUGCUGCUGCAAGUAAGAGACGAGAUUCGCAUGACCAUAUCUGCCUAUCAGACACUGUACGAGAGCAGUGUGGCCUUUGGCAUGAGGAAAGCACUUCAGGGGGAGCAGGGAAAGUCUGACAUGGAGAAUAAGAUUUCGGAGUUGGAGAGCGAGAAGCGAGAUUUGGAGAGGCUAUUGAAUGAGCAAAAGGCUAAAUGUGAAGCAAUCGAGAGACGGGAAGCAGAACGGCGGGAAAUUGAGGAAAAGAAGCAUGCCGAAGAGGUCCAGUUCCUCAAACGAACCAACCAGCAACUCAAGGCACAACUGGAGGGCAUAAUUACCUUGAAGAAUAAAGCCUAGAUAUCAUUAGAAUAUUAAUACACAAACUAUUCAGUUUCAAAGAAUAAAACAUUUAUAAAAGCA
This is a messenger RNA of Rhinichthys klamathensis goyatoka, 1050 nucleotides long. It is a transcript of the gene dnali1, whose product is annotated as dynein, axonemal, light intermediate chain 1. The transcript is spliced from 6 exons. Gene Ontology annotation, molecular function: dynein heavy chain binding. Gene Ontology annotation, cellular component: axoneme; filopodium. The record is from RefSeq and is a predicted model, not a curated record. NCBI's taxonomy places the organism in Eukaryota, Metazoa, Chordata, Actinopteri, Cypriniformes, Leuciscidae. The coding region runs from base 214 to 987 and encodes 257 amino acids.